This is a messenger RNA of Onychomys torridus (southern grasshopper mouse), 705 nucleotides long. RefSeq names its product amelotin (gene Amtn). Gene Ontology annotation, biological process: odontogenesis of dentin-containing tooth; positive regulation of enamel mineralization. The transcript has 7 exons. The coding region runs from base 1 to 705 and encodes 234 amino acids. The record is from RefSeq and is a predicted model, not a curated record. NCBI's taxonomy places the organism in Eukaryota, Metazoa, Chordata, Mammalia, Rodentia, Cricetidae. Gene Ontology annotation, cellular component: basement membrane; cell-cell junction.
AUGAAGACUACGAUUCUGCUGUUUUGUCUUCUAGGAUCAACUCAGUCAUUACCAAAGCAGAUUGGCCCCACUCUGGGACUUCCUCCAACAAAAUCUCCAGAUCAGGUGACACUACUGACCCAACAGCAAGCAAAUCAGGUCUUUCCUUCCAUAAGUCUAAUACCGCUAGCACAGCUGCUCACCCUGGGGUCAGACCUGCAAGUGCUCAACCCUGCCACUGGACCAGCACGUGGUACACAGAUGCUCCCUUUCCCCCUAGGGCCGCUGAACAGACCACAGCAGCUGCAGCCCCAGAUGCUACCCAUUAUUGUGGCACCACUUGGAGCUCAGGGUACUCUCCUAAGCUCAGAGGAAUUGCCACUAGCCUCACAAAUGUUCACAGGCCUCCUUAUCCACCCCUUGUUCCCUGGAGGCAUUCUGCCCUCCAGUCAGACAGGGGUUAAACCAGAUGUACAAAAGGGAGUUCUUCCUACCAGACAGGCAGGAGCAAGCCCUGCUGUACAGGGAACCACCCAGGGCCAAGUCACAACUCCUGGUGUCACAGAUGAUGACGACUAUGAAACCAGCACCCCUGUAGGCAUGAGAAGGGGCACACACACCACGGAUGGAACCACUCUAGACCCACCGAACAGUAAGUUGUCCAUGCUCAUCACCAAGAAGGUCAUCUGCAGAGUGGCAGAGAGGAGUUCUUUGCCUUUGCACUGA